This is a messenger RNA of Lytechinus variegatus (green sea urchin), 3585 nucleotides long. RefSeq names its product monocarboxylate transporter 12-like. Lineage: Eukaryota; Metazoa; Echinodermata; Echinoidea; Temnopleuroida; Toxopneustidae. The record is from RefSeq and is a predicted model, not a curated record. The transcript has 4 exons. Gene Ontology annotation, biological process: transmembrane transport; retrotransposition. Gene Ontology annotation, cellular component: ribonucleoprotein complex. Gene Ontology annotation, molecular function: single-stranded RNA binding; monocarboxylic acid transmembrane transporter activity. Bases 80 to 1936 code for a protein of 618 amino acids.
UUGCCAUAAUGAACGGACGUGUGUGACGAAGGCUCCGCCAAGCAUACAAUUAACAAUUGUCCAGAUAAUCUUGACCAUUAUGGGUGGACCCGAUAGACCAAGACGAGGAAAGGGGGGAUCGUUGGCCGACAACUCCCCUAAGCCCAAGCGUCCCUCUCCCGCUGACAACUCUGCUGCCCAAAAUGACGACACUGACGGCGACGACUCCACACUAUCCGAUGCUAUCCAAGCAGCCAUCGAUAAACUACUCACCAAUGAGAAUUUUAUAUCUAAGCUGGUUUCGGCUAUCAAGACAAAGCUGCUAGAUGAGAUAUGUGAAUCUCUGAGAUCGGAAGUAAGAGACUCGUUGAAAUUUGACAUUGACAACGCCAACGACAAAAUGGCGUUGCUUGAAAAACGUGUAGAUGUCGUCGAGGACGCCAUGGACGACGCAGAGCAGUACUCUCGAAGAAACUGCCUAAUCUUUGCUGGUAUCAACGAGACGCAAGAUGAGGACGUGGAGAGGAAAAUAGUGAACAUAUGUAAAGAGGACCUCGGUGUAACCAUCAACGAAAGCGACGUCGACAGAUGCCACCGACUCGGGAACAUAACCAACAAAGGAAAAAAAACUCGCAAACAACAUCGGGACGUCAUCGUAAAAUUCACAAAUUAUCGGAAGAGAGACUCCAUCUACAAGGCUAGAUUCAACCUGCGAAAGUCAUCGAGUCCUAUCUCAAUUUACGUUUAUUGUAAAGGAGAAAGCAGAUGUCGUCAUUUUCUGCUGAUUUGUGGCGCUGUACUUGCUUCUGGUGGAGUGCUCAUGUCAUCUACUAUUUCUAACAAUGCUCAACUUGCUUUCUAUCUCACAUUAUCUGGUGCUGGUAGCAACAUUCUCCGUACCGCAAUCGUUAUCACACUCGACUCACAAUCUAGAAAUGAUUUCAAAAUUUUCUACGGUAUUGGCAAAUCUGGUUACGCUUUGGGAAUGGCCGUAGUGCCUAUUAUCACCAACUAUCUCAUGGAAAUAUAUGGUUGGCGAGGAUCAUUAUUGCUUUUAGGAGGGUUCAUGUCUCAUCUCAUACCGUUCGCGAUGUUAGUCGAUACUAGUUUAGAGAAGAAGGAAGAUAAACAUUCCAUAGAGCACAAAGAUACCAGAACUAUUCACUCGACGCAAACUAAGAACUGCCAGAUUUCUCGAUCUGAUGAGCCUCGAGACGAAUGCCAUCUAUCUAGAAGUGAUGUGGGAGGUACCAAAGAUACAGAACUACAAUCUUCAUCGGACUCUGAGAUCAAUGAUAAGCAAGUGCCCACGCGAUGUCCUGCUAUUUGGGAAAAGAAUGUACAUGCUAUUACAGAAUCUGUCUUUUACCAAGACCCCUGGCUCACUGCCUUGAUUGGUGUUGUGGGUCUCUUUGGGGUAAUAGAUGGUGCAUGGCAUGCAUUUUUGAUUCCCCGCGCCAUGGAUAGAGGUAUACCAACUUCAAAGGCACUUACCCUUGCAUACUCCGCAGGAGCCGGUUGUUUUAUUGGCCGUUGUAUUAGUGGUGCUCUCCCCAAUACCAAGCACUUUGGUCAGCUUGAAUGGUUUAUUUCCUUGCUAUUGUUAAAUUGGUCAUCUAUUCUUGUGGACGUCCUCAUCUUAAAUUUUAACCUCAUGAUAGUGACAUCUUUAAUUUCAGCAAUGACUAUCGCCGAACUAGGCAUUUUGAAAGUCACCCUAUGUCAAGCAAGAUGUCCCCCUGAUGCCUUUCCUGUCGCCCUAGCAAUUGUAGAAAUCAUUUUUGGAACAUCACAGCUGUUAGGCACAUCGAUCGCAGGAUAUCUUGCUUAUGCAUUUGCUGACUUCAACGCAUCUUUUAUCUACCUGUUGGUUGUCGAAACAUGCAUAUUCAUUGUGAUGGUCAUUUUAAGAUGCACGAAGCAGCGGACUGAGAAUGCAGCAAAAGAAAAGCAAUAGAGUCCGUCUGGGCAAUAACUGCAUUUCUCUCCUUUAAGAUUUCCUUUAUUUGUUUCGUAUCUGUCUCCAUGAAAUACGUGAGUGUUACUCUGUAUUACAAGUAAAUAGCUUAUUAAUUCUUUGAUUCAUAUUAUGAUUUUUAUUGACCAAUUAAAGAUUAAAAACAGAUUUCCUAAAAUUUGAGUCCAUUUGAUAAAUUUGUAUUUGAUUUAUCUUACUAUUUGGGGUGGAUAUCUCGUGCCUAUCUAAAGGACGGCCUUCGACUUGACGCCUCUGAGUCCACAUUAUUCGUCAGAUUGUAAACAUUGAAAAGUGUAGAGAAUAGCUGACUAUAGUGAAUGGCUAAUUUUUAAUAAAUUGAUUUCAAAUGUAAAGAAAGCACAGUUUAUGAUUUUUAUUAACAAGAAAAUUGAUUAUAACGAUGUAUAUAUGCAAAUAUAAAAGUUGUAUACAAUCUCUAAAAUUCAUUGGUACUCUUAUUGAUUCCAAAUCAAAUUGGCAUGAACAUUAUUAGCGAGGUCUGUAAAAAAAGUUUCAAAGUGUUUAGGCGUUUCAUAUAAAUUAAGAUGUUUUGAUAGAAACAUUUUUAUUCAUGAUAUAUAAUGCUAUUGUUACCCCGCACCCAAUUUUUUGCAAUGUUGCUUGGGCAUCUUCCACCAACUACUCAAUGUAAAGAUGAUUUCGAUUGCAGAAAAAUAAACAGUUCGCAUUGUCUUUCAUGGCAGUUUUCUAGCCCAUAUUAUAUCACCUAUAAAUUGUUAAAUAUAUACGAUUUGGAUAUUUUUAAUGCAGCUAUUUUAAUGUAUUUAAUAUCUAAAAAUGUACCAAUAUGUCUCAUGCAUAAGUUUACUCCGAUUUCUGAAAUAACAUCUUGUGACAUGCGAAACCAGAAGAAAUGAAAUCGAGUCCUUUCAAAAGAAUUAUAAGAAACUGCUGUUACAUUAUCGCACGUAAAUUAUCAGGCUCAUUUUGAUCUUUGUUGUAUUUUGUUAUGUCUGUUUAGGGUUUGGAAGGUUUUGUUAAUCGCUUAAUAUAUUUUAUAUGUAUCACCUUGUUAUUCAUAUGAAAUAUGCUUUUUUUGUAUAUACUUGGUUUUAAUUGUUUGCAUCAUUGGUAGCAGCAUUUCAUAAUGCUUCAAUGUUCUUCCGAGCUGUCUCCACAUUCUAUUUUAUUGUAUACAUAUUUUUACCUUGUAAUUGUUUUUUUUUAUUUUGAAUGAAAUUGAAAUUGAAUUGAACUAUAUUGGUAUUAUAGAAUGCCAUGUAUAUCAAUCUAAUUGUAAAUGCUUUCAGUAGCAGCAGAAUUUUAAGUUAUGCCUAAAGGCCGCCGAAUACACUAAUGGCCAGUGUCCAUUUCAAUCUCAAGUAGAUAUGAAAACAAUGAGACGAUAAAUAGAUUUUUGUGUUUAAAUAUGUGGCGCUCUAUAAAACUAUACUUGGAUUAAAUAUUCGUUAUUCAUAAUAAAAUGAAGAUUUUUAAUAAUUUUCAGUUAUGAUCUUAACUAGCCUACGGGCUACUAUUUACAAUCUUGUAGUGUCGUUAGUUUGGGAUCCAACGCUGCUUAAAUUAAUUAGAAUUACUUUUUACUGGCGAUAUAAUCUGAUCCAAACCAAAUUGAUUACCACAGGCGUAGGACCCAGCCCUCAAAA